Messenger RNA from Theileria parva strain Muguga, 11944 nucleotides. RefSeq names its product putative integral membrane protein. The transcript has a single exon. The record is from RefSeq and is a predicted model, not a curated record. Lineage: Eukaryota; Apicomplexa; Aconoidasida; Piroplasmida; Theileriidae. Bases 1 to 11805 code for a protein of 3934 amino acids.
AUGAACGCAACAAAGUUGGUAUCGGCCGUCUUGGUUGUUGCGGCCCUUUUGGUCUUCGCUGCCGCAAUGUUCUUCUUUUUUUACAAAAAAGAGACCAAAGUUGCGGAGGGAGGAUCGGCUAAAUCGGCAGAUGCAACUCCAGAACCUCCAUCGCCCAAAGUUCUUAACGUAGUGACCUAUUUGUCAAACGAACGAUUUAAUGCGAUGAAGGGAAGCCUAGGCGAGUCUUACUUAUUUGAUGCUAGAUCUAAGUCUAAUUCUUAUCAAUUCGGUGGAGUCACAGUUUCAGUUGUUUCAGGCGAAUUGCCUGAUUAUCCAGGAUAUACGAUGUAUACCCACACAUUUCCUACCCCCUUUAAGGGUGAGAAGUUGGUUUUCGACGGCGCGAAUUCCAACGAAUUCUUUGAAGACCCAGUCACUAGGCUUACUGCCUACUGGUGGUUUAAUUCACUUUUAUUUUUAACUUUUACUGCAGAAAAGACAGGAGAUACUCCGCUAACAAAAUAUUUUCACUAUACAGCCCAUUUUGGCCAAGAUGCCCUUCGAUGGGACCGAUUUGACCGCGAUCCUAACACACUUUUGGAUAACGCAGUUUUAGGCCCUAAACUGGAUGAAUUAAAUGUAUCUGCAGGCAAUUUUGUUGCCUUGGGCCUUGAUGAGUACGCUGAAACCCCUACCGGAGCUUAUAAAACCGAGGUUGAUGGCGUGACAGUUAAUUUCACUCUUGCAAGACGCUCAUCUUCUCAAACCGGUUUUGUUAAGUUAACACACAAAUUGGCGGGAGUUUCAAUGCCCGCCGAUACUACCACUACACUUGCAUCCAAACCAUUUAAAGUAAAAAAGGUUUUGGUUUCUGGGACUGAGUUGUCUGACCUGGUUUUGACCAGAAAGCCAGUAUUAUCCGUCUCAGUUUUUUGGUGGUUUAACAUACCCUUGGUCGCAGACUUUGAACUCCAAGGGGGUGCGCACGAACAUUUAACAUACAGUGUGGACACAAAUAAGUGGGGAUUUGAAGUCGUUGACAAGCUCAGGUCCAAGCUGUUUAUGUUAAAGAAUAAACUAGGUGACCCUCUCACUCUUGAUUUAUCGAAGACAGCUGAUCGCGACCAAACUUACACGACCAAUGGAGUAUUGGUCAGAGUAAGUCCUGCAGCUACUUCGGCGGCAGGAUAUAAAAAGUUUACGCACCGUUUCUCAACAGGUAGUUCCCACUUAGUUGGCUCCUUUUCCUCCCAUGGGACUCCCCAAUUGGGUCUACCAGUUCUAAGAGUGAGUGAGGUUUCGGCCUAUUACCUUUCUGAUGUUCCACUUUUGCUUAAAAUGAGCAUGUCCACUUCCGGAGGCAUGGCGACAACAUAUCUAUACUUCUCAAACAAUGGCCUUGGGUUAUGGAAGAAGGUUGUUUUGGAUGACCAGAUGUCCACUACCGCCGCAGUUCUGAAAAAGCUUUCUGAAGACAACAGAGCGCUUUCACUAACAGACUCUUACGUAUUAGACGCUAGAAUGAAGGCCAGUUACCUUUCUGGUGGUAAACUUGUUUCUGUUACAAAGGCGGCAGUUGAAAAUUUACAAGGCUUUACUACAUACAGUCAUUCCCCAUCAGUCAGAGGACCUUUCAAAUUCGAGAAGUUUACAGUUGCCGGUAAGGAUGUAUUGCCCGUGAGUGAACCAUUACAAGGGACCACUGAUGCCACUGUUUAUUGGUAUCUUGAUGUUCCAAUGUUGUUGAAGGUCGUGGGCACUUCUCAACCUGCCGCACCAGUUGGACCUCCUGCACAAACUCCCCCUUCUGGCUCUGGUUCAGGUUCUCCUUCUGGCUCAGGCUCAGGCUCAGGCUCUGGUUCUCCUCCUUCAGAGGCGUCUUCAUCUGCGCAACGUGGAGACCAACCAUCUAAUACAGCUGUAGAAGAAUCUGCAUCUCCUCCGCCUACUCGUGCUCAACCUGAAGCUACUCAGGCAGAACCUUUCAAUUUCUACUACUGGUACAAUGCAGAAAGUAAGGUUUGGUCCGCCUUAGAGGAAGCACCAACCACAGCAGAGAAAUUAAAGGAAGCCUUGAACAAGGCUCGAGCCACUCUGGGAAAGGUCACCUUAAACCUAGGCCAUUCCUCAGGAACAUUUACAUCAGGCCCAGUAACUGUUACAGUCACCGACUCAGCCUCAUAUGACAACGACCCUCCGACAUCUUUCACCAAACGAGUUCACACAUUCUCAGCACCUUUCCCAGUAAGCAUGGUAAAGCACUACGAUUUUGACGUUGAACUCGGAAAUGUCACGGAAGAACAAUAUAAAACAAUAAGACCAGCAAACCAACCCCUUGUGCCUGAGCAUAUGGUAGUCCAACGCAUGGAAGUAUAUUCGUACGGAGAAGUGCCAUUACAUUUCUACGUCUAUGGAGUAGAGGGAACUCCUUUGCGUUUUUCAAACUCGUUUAAAGGAACACUCUGGUAUCAAUACAACAAGACUAAUGUUCCUCUUAAAGACGUCCUUUUGUUGCAAAAGGUCCAAUUGAGCCACACUGCAAAGAUGGACGUUUGCCGCGGAUCAGCUAAGAAUGAUGAGCUUGUUACAUAUAACCUGAAGCAUUUGGCCUCUGAAGGUAGUACGCCAGUAUCGGUUUCAAGGUCCGAAGUUCCAAAUUCAAACGGCGUAAUGUUGGUCCAGCAUAAAUUGCCCGAUAACGUAUCACUUAAGUUUUCUGCACUCACUUGUGGCCAGAAAAUUUUGACAGGUUUGAACUCCGACGAUUUCCACACAGUUAUGGUGUACUACAAGGAUCGGCUUCCAAUGUACGUCAAGACCAACUCUGACCCCAAGUACUUCGCAAUGAGCGGCGACGGCGCUUUGACCAGAGUAAUGCCACCGGCAGGUGCCACUUCUUUCACCGAUGAACAAGUGAACACUGCUGUGACCACUUUGUCCACCAAAGUCGGCACAGUGUUUGAUGUAGAUUUUUCAAAGAAGGAGGCAUACACCUUAAAUGAAACUGACUUUUUGGUUACAAAGACUGAAGAAGCAGGCUUCAACAAAUACCUACACAAACUCAAGUCUACUGGGGCAGAACAGGAACAAACAUCAUUUACUGUACGAACAUUUAUGUACGGUGAUAGAGAUGCAGUUGUAUUCUCAACAGGUUUAAAGGUAUCCGACUUUUCAGUAUACUAUAAAGAGGAUUCACCGUUAUACCUGCACGUGAAGACUGGCGACGAUAGUCCAAAGUACUAUCAUUUCGUUCAUGACAGCGGUCUGUGGUUAGACGACGGUGUUUUUGAUACAUUUCAAGAAGAGGACGUUUGGGAAAAGCUUCAGUACGUUCAAGACGGUCUCGGCAAUGAGUUCUCGCUUGAUCUUGCGGAAGACCUUGGUAAUAAACUUUUCAACGUCGACUUUGUUGAAUUUGAUCUGGUUCCAGGAUAUAUGAAGUACACAUACAAGCCUGAGGGCAUGGAAUACCCGUUCUUGCUCAGCAACUUGUUGCUUUCUGGCUCUCAAGUGAAUCUUCCUCUAACAGUUAACCACCUGUUUUCACUAACCGUCUACACAUUCAGGAAAAACUACCUUUUCUUCCACGUAGUGACUUACGACAGGACUGAUUUGUUUUACAAGUCAGAUUUUGAAGGCGGAUACACCCCAGUUACGUUCGACCGCUUCGACGAGGAGUCAUUGGCAAAGGUAUUGAAGGAUCUGAAAUCAAGGGUUGCUGAUCAACUAUCUCUGGAACUCACCAAAGAGACUUCAUACCCAUACCACGAGUUUACUGUGAACGUCGUUUUACAAAACCAGACGAGUUUUGAAGGAUAUAAGAAGUAUUUGCACGACCUGGUUGACGGAACAACUUCAGUUCCAUUCAAGCUGGCCAGCGUUAAGAAUGAUGGUUAUGUGACAAACGUCCCCCUUUUCAAUGAAUUGGUAUACUUUGCGUACGUUUACAUGCAUGAAAACACACCUUUACUUUUGGAGCUCCACUCAUCCAAGAAAAAUAUGAAUUCCUACCACUACUAUUAUUUCGCUAACAACUUGGGCAACUGGGAACUCUUGGAAAACCCUUCCCUUGGUCAACUUCCCUCCUCUAACUUGAAAGAAGUUCUUAACACUGCAAGAGACAGGAUGGCUAGGACCUUUAAGGUUGACUUGUCCAGGAAGUUCAGCUCCAAACUUCUCGCCUCACCGACGGAGCACUUUCACCUCAAUGUCCAAGUUACGGAAGACACGCGCGAGACCUGGGGGUUCUCGCUCUAUAGCCAUGUUUACUCUCUUGUGAAAACAGGUAAUGCUGAGAAUGUGUCACCUCCAACUGCUGCAAAUCUCAACGCAACCACAGUACUAGAGCCGUCAUCCGAUUCCGCUGACCGUUCACCCCAACAGGAGCAACAAGAGGCCAGAGUGGCAACUUCAAGAAGCUUGGGUCGCGGAGCUGUACCAUCAACACUCCCUGACUCUGUUGUUCAGACUCCAGAAGGUGCUCCAGCUGCGGUAUUACUACCAGAGCAAUCAGCCCUUCAACCAGACAGCACCAGGGUCGUGCCUGCAGUCGAGCGUGUUUUGAACACCUACCAGACAUUGAAGGCAAACGCCCUGAGAGGAGUUAAUGUGAUGAGCGCAGCCUUGCCAGUGGUUGGAAAAUUCACUUUAGGAGACACCCCAAUGAGUGGAUUCGGAGUUGACACUGUUUUCAAGGUCAACGUCUACUGGUGGCUUGACCAUGAACCCGCUUUCGUGCACUUGUACAACGGUGUAAAUAACAAGUACUACAUGAAGAAGGGAGAUAAGUGGGCUUUGGCCACCAAGUCUGAUCUUCCUUUGUCAAGAGCCACUGUGGCAUCAAUGCUCGAAGAACUCAAGGACACUUUCGUUAAGCCAGUUGAACUUGACCUUGACAAGAGCAGUUCGUUUGACUCAUAUGUCAAGUACGUGUCAGAAGGACUUACCCUUCGCGUUGUCCCAUCACACUCACUAGACGAAGGUUUCAGGGGCUUUACUCACUUCUCAGCCACUAACCACGAGAAUGUGUUUAGAGUUAAUAAGUUAGAGCUUUGGGGCGACAUAGUACUCACUAACCUCCAUGACGGAUUUGUAAGGAGUGCCACAGUUUUCACAGAUGGUGACUUACUCCCACUUGUUUUGGAGCUUGAAUGGACAAAGUUGAACAAUUCUGGCUUUAAAAACAAGUAUAAGUACUUCAAGUAUUCUUCAGAAGGAUCAUGGGUUGUUCAUCCAACCGAUAAUAACAAUGAAAGACUACCAGAAUCCGUUCUUCUACGUCUACUGAAGGAGGUUAAAGCACCUUUUGCUAACAGAGUUUCAGUGUCAUUGGAAAGGAGAGAAAAUUAUGGUAAGGAUUCAUCUGCAGUGGUUGUUACAAAGGACCCAGUCACAGCUCCUAAAAACUGGAACGGAUUCCACAAAGUAUCUCACGCUCUCAACAACACUAAUGCUAGGAUGCUUUUGUUGAAGAUGUCUGAUAGGGUUGUAAGGGCAUAUCCCACAGCCACCUAUGUUAAGAGGGUAGAUUCGUUCUGGUAUAAGAAUUCCUUAUUGUUGGUUAAGUUGACAGAAGCUGGUGUAGGCGACUCUUCUCAAGAUACUGUCAAGUACUUUAAGAAUGACCACAAGGACGAUUUAGUUUUACUCGGAAGUGCACCAGAUGCCGAGUUGACUGUCGGCACGUACAGCGGUGAUAAUGUAGCCACACAGGCCUCAGCAUUGCUCAUGCAACUCGCUGCUCACUUUAAGGACGAGUACUUCUUGGACGUUGCAGAGAGAACAUUGGGCAAUAAGUCCGACCGUGUUAAGUUGUUACCAGCCUUACAUGUGGUUGACACAUCAGUUCCCAAAGGCGUCUCUAGGUAUAAUUUGUACGUUUUGGACGAAUUAAAAGGUGUAAAACUCAACAGAUUAUUGUACCACGGGACUGAUUUCAGCACAGGAAACUUUCCACUUCCAGAGGACAAUGUGUACAGUGUGUAUGUAUUCACACCUGUGGGACACUUUUCACCCUUUUUCUUGGAACUACACGUUCGCACUUCCAGUAAGCUCGUUUUGUUCUAUUACCAUUUGAGCCAGUAUGGAAAAUGGGUAAAACUUGAAACAGGCGGAAGAAGAUUAACAAACCAAGAAUUUUAUGACAAACUAAAUACUUUAAGUGCCAAGUUGGGCAAAGUUACCGUGGUUGAUGUGUCGAAGAAUGAAGGAACCUAUUACGGUUUGACUCGCAUGAAUGUGACAAAGUUCUCAUUCCCAGGAGUACGAGGAUACACUAAAUACCUUCACAAGGCCCAUGAUAACACAAAUUUCACAGUGUCGAAGUUUGUUAACAAAGGCGUGGUAAUGCAGAACUUACCUGUUAUGAAAGCAAGCCAAGUUGCAGUCUACUUCUCACUCAAUAAACCUUUGAUGUUGGAACUUAAGGUUGGAGGAAGGUACAAAUUCUUCUCAUCUAAUGCCAAUGGCCAGUGGUUUGAAGCAAGACUUCCUUCAGGAGACCUGAAAAGCGCACUCGACAGCGUUUACGAUGAGCACGCUGAUGUGGCCAGGAACACCGCCAACAAGGUUUCACUCCAUUUGAAUGCCAAUUUCACCCGCGAAUAUGUUCUUUCUGAGGGGAAAGUUAAGGAUUUUGAAGGCGCAGUAGCCGUUCCAGAAGAGGAACCAGAAGAGGCGGUGGCACCUAGAGCCCCAUCUCGUGUUGACGCUCCCGACAGUGUUGGUGACGCCAAUCUCUCUACUGCUUUGUCUUCUGAUGCACAAUCACCUCAAGCUGCGGUUACAGUCGCAAGAACUCCAGCUCCCCCUGCAGAACAAAUGGUCAAAACACACGUCCUGAACCCACUAUUGUAUGUGGAAAACGACAAACUCUCCUACAGCUACUCUUCGUACGGCAAAACUGUGUUUGUUAACAGACGUGACGAUAUGUUCCAUGGCUAUAAUGUAACAACCCAUAAAUUCUCUGACAACGCACCCUUUUCAGUGAGGAGGGUUAUGUUUUUGGGAAGAGAGUUUGACUUGGGCUUGGCUGAUCGAAACUUCCUCUCCGCCACACUCUUCUCAUCUUCGUACAAGCCUUUGGUUCUUAAACUAGUCCAACUCGAUGGGGCCGAGAAGUUCUUUUCAUUUACAUUUUUAACUCAGACAUGGGAAGCCCUCCAGGUUUCUGACCUUGAAAAAACACUCGACGAUCUCAACUACAAGGAGAAUAAGUUGUUGAUGCUUGAUUUGGCCAAAGAGUCGAAUUAUGAAGUUUGUGGCAAGGAACUUCAUGGCUCUAAAACUCCUUUCACUGAUGGCUUUUCAAAGCAUACUACUCAGUCUAAAAGGGCAUUUGAUGCAAGGGAUAAAUUGAAGGCAAAGCGUGAUAAACAGUAUCAAGAAAAGUUAAAAAAUAGAGAGAAGUAUCGCCUUGAAGCCGAGGACAAGAAGAGGAAACUUGAUUCCUUAACGGCUAAAUUGCCUGAGGCCAAGGGUAGAUUAGAUUCUCUUUUGGAUUUAUGGCUCAAGCUUGAAUGGUCUAGGGCUGCCCUCUUUAAAACUUUCUAUGAAAAGGAAGCUGCAGUGGCUUCUCUUGAGAAAGCUGUAGCACUUGCAGAGGCUGAGUAUGAAGAAGCUGAAUCAACUGGCUCCAGGGAUACUGGCGAUAAAAGAAAAGCAAUGGCCGAUAAAAAAGAACAAUUAGUUGCUAAGAAAAAGGAACUGGAAUCGGCCAAACAGGCAGCUUCCGAAUCAUUCUACACAGUUUCAGAACCAACGUCUGCCGAUACAACUUCCGUAAAAGCUAAGCUCGCAGAGGCAGUAACCGCUGCUAAGGCUGUUCAGCCUCACGUAAAACCAUCAACAUUUGUUGACGAAUCCGUCACAUCAGCCAAAGCUUUGAGAAAGAACGAAGAAGCGACGACAUUACCUGCGUUGGUUUUGGCAGCUGAAAAACUAGCUCAACUUAAGUCUGGUGAUAAACUAUCCGAAAUGACAUCUGCUCUGAACACACUUAAAGAUUUAGUACUUGAUCUUAAAUCAAAGUUUGAAAGCGGUUCUAAAUAUGAUGCAGCUCACACUUUUGCUACAAAUCUAAAGGCAACGGUUGCAUCUGUUACCAGUUUCGAAGACACAGUAACUAGUGCCAACUUCGUUAGCACGAUGGCCGCAGUUAAAAAGUUGAAGGAGUCUUUACUACAGGGUCCCAAGUUAACUGAGGCAUAUGAUUCCGCUGUGAAAUUCAAGUUUGUAUGUCAAGGUAUGGAAAAACUUAAAGAGGCCAGCGCUCUUCUGGCAAAGUUAGCACCAGAUGUUGACUCUCUGUUAGCUUUGGAGGCUGCUUCGGAUCUCUCAUCGACUUCUACUGAUCAUACCAAAUACGCUAAGGCAACUGCCCUUCUUUCGACUCUAAAGGAAGCAGUUAAGGGUAAACUUGAUGUAGUUGAAUCUGCUUCUAAUGUUAGGGACGAAUAUAACAAAUUCAAAUCCGAUCUCGUAGCCGACACCACUAGUGCAAAGUUCACCCUUGCUUUAGCUGCAUUUGAUAAGCUUGAAGUUUCUCUUUCUCUUGCAACUAAAUUGAAAGAGUUUGUAGAGAAGGGAGAGGAUCCUGAGUUAAAGAAAACUUUAGCCGAAUCCGAUAAUGCAGCUGCAAUGGAACUCGCUGCUACAAAGGCCCUUUCAGCCAAGCUUAAAGAGUUGGCACCUCUUGCAGAAAAACUUAAGACUUUUGAUCAAACAUUUAAAGCAGCCGUUGAUCCCCAACAAACAUCUAGUUCAUCGGAUCCAACAAAAUUAAAAAAAUUAUCCGAUUCAGCCGAGGCAUUUUCUGAGUCUCUAAAGACAGAGGCUUUGAAAAAAGUAGAAUUGGCUCUUAGAGAGGUUGAAAAGUUAAAGGGGGCUGAAUCUGCUCUUAAAUUGCUUGAGGAAGCCGCAAAAGUUGCAUCAACUGUCAAGGAAAUGGCAAAAGCUCUCUCCGCAGACGAAGAUAAAACUACUUUAGUUGAAAUGCAAGCAUUCGUUUCAAGGCUAAAAGAGGACCUAAAGGACUUUGAAAAGCUCGGAAAAGCAUAUGAUGCGGCAAAGAAGGUAAACGACACUCUUGCUGAUGACGAUAAGCUGAAAAAAGCUUAUGACACCUCCAAGGCACUUAAUGAUAAAGUCCUUGAAGCUAAUAAACAGACAACUGACGAACAAAGAACCGAAAAAAUGAAAGCUGUUUUACUCGCUUUCAAGGAGAAGAAAGGUGAUCUUAUGGCUGACAAUGUAACUUCUGAAGCAAAGAAACAGGUUACUGCUAAAAAAGAAGAACUAAACAAUUCACUCAAAACUCCUUUGAAAGAAGGUUGUAACGGUGCCAAAAACGUUCUCAACAAACUUUCAGAGCUAGUUGCCGAGGCCCAGAAAUCGUACGACGUUGCGUUCAGGCGUUAUGAUCUAUACGACAUGUCGGUUCGUGUUUCGGACGAUGACGAUGACGGUAGUCCAGAAUCUUCACCUUUAUUCGGCUUUGGAGGGCUGAGACUAGCCGGAAAGAACCUGAGCUCAGCCGGAUUACCUGUGGGAAAUUUCUUGCACACAUUCAAUGCCUACUUUGCUAAUGGUUCAGAACUUCCUCUUAUGGUACAGCUUAAGUAUUCUGACUCUGAAGAUGUGGAUGAACCUGUGGUUGAGAAAAUGAAAAGACCCCCACCUGCUAACCUAUUGCUUAACGCUGAACUACCUUCAACUACCGCAGCCCCCGCUUCUCAAGUACAGGCACCAACUGAGGCCGGAGCUGGAGCCGCUGGAACUACUACCUUCACAAACGCGGUUCAACGAGUUUCUUCGUUGUUGAGAACCGGACUGGUUGAAGUUACUCCGAAGGUUUCGACGGAAACAGCCCAGGUUGUUACUUCGGCAACUCCCGCAUCAGGUCCUGAUUCAAGAUCAGCCCCUGAUACUGAACAAUCGCCCCCUCCACCUCGCGAACCAGCACCCUUUUCAUAUCCAGGACACUUUUUUGUUCUCGAUUUGGAUCAUACCUGGAAACCAUUUGUACCAGAAGCGAAAGGAUCUCUAAGACAUAAACUUUUGGAGCUUAAACAGUUACAUGCCUUGGAUGUUAACGUGGAUUUUGCAAAUAUGUCAGCUAGAAGAAGGACCACUUACGCCCUAAACACUCAGACCUUCUUUGCCACCAGGGUGUUAUACUCUUCAGGCUAUAAGUUAACGAGAGAUCAAUCGAAGCUACAGGGGUCUGAUGCUCCAACAAAACCAAAUGUUGUUGACUUAUCAGACUAUGACGAGAGUGUAAAAUUCUUCCCACCUCUCAACUUUAAGUGGUUUGUACAUCAAAUGGCCCCAAGGGCUUCAACUGAUGCAAACAAACAAUCUGAUCCACUACCCCAGUUCAAUCUACAGGCUGUAUCAUUUAAUGGUCAUAGACUUUCAAUGGAGAAAGAGGCUUCUGACGCUCUUUUGGGCACAGUAAAUUCGGUUUCAGCCCUUCUAAAUGCCGAUGGAACUCCCUUGAUGCUGCUUGCCUACAAACCAGUUACAACAGGCAACGUGGUUCAGCACAGAUACGUUGUAUUAUCGCUCAAAGGAGAUAAGUUUGCACUCGACGAUUCUAUGGUCAACUUUUCCUCCAUGAUGUACAAUUUGGAACACACUGACUUUGCUUGGACCACUGAUGAGACCUUUACGAGAUUUGUAGAUGCAAUGCAACAACGGUUGAAUACGGUUAAUGCACAAUUCGAGCACUCGUAUGUUGUCAAUCUCGAUGCCACUAAGAAUUACAAGAGGGGUAACAUGAUGGUUAACGUUGAAUCGUUGGAUGCCUUUGAUGUGAAAUUCGUUUCAUUCACUCCCGGACUCUUAACUCAGGCACCAGCCGAAGGUGCUGAGCAAGUUCCCAUGCCAUCCACUGUUCCAGCAUUCACACUAGAAAAGGUUUUCUUCGGAGACACAGUAUUCCAAGGGUUCAACUUACCAUUUAAAAAUGUAUUACACGUAUCAGCCUUUCACUAUAAAUUUUUGCGCCCUCUUAAGGAAGGUUCACCCAAAGAAUAUAGUUUUUUCCCACUAGUUCUUGAGUUAUCUCACCGUAACGAAGCCAACAGACUGGAAAAUUUCUACUUCAAAUACUUAUCUGGGAACAAAUUUGAGCUUUUUUUCAAGACGAAGAUGAGGCUUACGGCCUCAGAGGUUGCAGACGUUGUUAGAUUUGUCGCCCGCGAAAACUUGAGACGCGGAGAGUUUACACCCUCGACUCUCAACUUGGACUUCUCCGUCAAGAGCACAUUCUACUCUCCGAGACACUUAGUCACAGUGGAAAAGAUGGAGAAGGUGCAGGCAGCCCUGGCUCCUGGCGCCACAGAGGGUACCUUGCCCACUCCAACAAAUCCCCAUCUACCCGAUGGAUACAAUGUUUACAAGUACACACUACAUCAAAAUGAUACUCCCUAUACUGUUAUGUCACUAUUCUUCUGGAACCACUGGAAGUUUUCACCCAAUAAAUUCACAUCUAAAGAGUUUUAUCUGUACGUAAGAGCCAGAGACAAUUUGGCGGAUCUAUUGGCUCUGGUUACUCCAGCUGGUACAGGUACUUCUCCUACCUAUGAUUGGUACAGCUUGGCUACCUCGACACCAACAGCUGUAUUUGCUGGCGAGGUUGUAAGUCCAACUUCUUCUGCAGACAAGCAGAAGUUGGAAACCCUUCUUGCAACUGUCACCGCCAAUGUUGAUUUCUGGCUUCAGCCUCAUGUUUUCCUCUGGGCAUUCUUCACAUCUGAAGUUACCGCCAAGUUAUCACCUGUGGGUAACGUUCAGGGAUUCCCAGUCACUCCACAGGCUUAAUUGAUUUAAAUUGGAUAUUGUAUUUAUAUGUUUUCCCUUUGUUUAAAAUUUCUCUAUAAUUUCUAUAUAUCGUAUAAUGCUCCAGAGCGGGCUUAAAACAAUACACAACUGAAACUUACUUCAAUAUUCUCUAGAUUUA